This is a messenger RNA of Cucumis melo (muskmelon), 830 nucleotides long. Its product is annotated as putative HVA22-like protein g. The record is from RefSeq and is a predicted model, not a curated record. Bases 152 to 760 code for a protein of 202 amino acids. The transcript is spliced from 6 exons. Lineage: Eukaryota; Viridiplantae; Streptophyta; Magnoliopsida; Cucurbitales; Cucurbitaceae.
CUGACGAGUUUGGAUUUGACAAUCAGUUCGGUGGGAUUACGAUUCCUUGUGCUGAGGAUCAAUUUUUGGGUUUAACUUCUCGGUUGAAUAGACUCAUUAGUUGAAAUUGGUCAGAACUGAGUACCCAUUUGCCCAGAAGCUUAAAAAAUGAAUGGCUUUUGGGUAUGUUUAUCCUGCUUAUGAGUGCUUCAAGACUGUGGAGAGGAGGCCAUUAGAGAUAUUCCAACUUCUGUUUUGGUGCCAUUAUUGGAUCAUUGUUGCUUUGCUUACAGUAUUUGAAAGAGUGGGAGACCCUUUGAUUUCAUGGCUGCCACUGUACAAUAUAGCAAAGCUAGCAUUGUUUAUAUAUCUUUGGCAUCCUAAAACAAAAGGAGCAGCAUGUAUGUUUGAUGUUGUUCUUAAGCCAUUUAUAUCGAAACAUGAAGCAAAAAUCGAUCGUUGCCUUGUUGAACUAAGGCUCAAGACAGCAGACAUUGCAGCCUUGUUUUGGCACAAAAUUACUAGUUGCAGCCAGACAACAUUACUCGACUUUCUUCGUAACGUUUCGUGGAUGCCCACAUCACAGACUUGUCAUAAUAAUCAGCAUCGGCACAAUCUCAAGAAGGAUGAAACUGAAUUAGUGGGAAAGACAACAAAAUGUGUCUCAACUAUGGAAAAUAGAGUUGCUGCAGAUGAUUCCAAGAAGGUAAGUUUCGAUGGACAAUUGUCGAAAUCCAAACGUCGAAAAUGGCGAGUCUUUAACUUCAUUUGCGUCAAAUAAGUUUUAGGUUGCUGUAAUAUAUUUUAACAUAUGAUAUGAAAAAAGCAUUUUGAAGCUUGCUUUUAGGAAA